AUGUUUAAAAUAAAGAAAUUAUUAAAUAUUAAAAAUGGAUAUAUAAGAUGUUAUUCUUGGAAUAGUGAUAGAUCAAUUUUAUCUUCAAAUGUUAAUAAUAAUAUUUUAAUAUAUUCAUUAAAUAUUAAUAAUAAUAAUAAUGAUAAUGAAGAAGAUGAAGAAUGGAUAUUAGAAUAUGAGUUAUGUCAACAUGAUAGAAUGGUAACAUCAUUAGAUUGGUCAGAGAAAAACAAUUGUAUACUAUCGUGUUCCGAAGACAAGUUGGCUUGCUAUUGGAGAUACGAUCAGGCUACCCGUCGAUGGCUGCCGAGGAUAACGACCGUUCGUGUAUCAAAGUCGUGUGAGCAACUCGCUUGGAGUCCCCUGGGAAACAAGUUUGCACUGACCACCGCUGAGAACACUCUGAUGAUUCUCUUUAACACCGGCGAAUCCGAUCAUUGGCUGUCACAUCGAUUCGGUCCGUCCAACUCGAGAGUUCGCGCCAUCGCUUGGAAUCCCGUGAAUAACAACAUGCUGGCGUGUGGCAACGCCCGAGGUGAACUGUACAUCUACAACGCCUACAUCUCGACGGUCGACCGACUACUGCCAAACAAAAUCGGUAACUUCCAACUAAUAACGAAAAUGAGUGAUUCCGCAACUGAUGGUUUCAUUCAAUCGAUUGCAUGGUCGCGAGACGGUGUAUUCUUGGCAUACAGUUCGCAAGCAUCGAAACUAACGAUAAUACAGCUACUCAGUCAAUAUGAAUUCAAGAUCAUCGCAACGAUAAAACUACCGACUCUGCCGAUAUGCGAUAUGAUAUUCAAAGAUAACAGUAAAGAGUUAAUCGCAUUGACAUUCGACUAUCAAUUACUUAAAUUUACAUACUCACCGACUACCAAUCAAUGGUCUAUAACUGAUAUCGUAGAUAGCGGUGAUCAUCUAUUUCAUCCAAAGAUUAGAUACUAUCAUGAGAUAGAUGGUGAACAAUACUAUUCGAUACAAUCAUCGAUUGAUGGUUGCUUAGCAAUCAUUUCAAUAUAA
Heterostelium album PN500 is the source of this 1020-nucleotide messenger RNA. RefSeq names its product WD40 repeat domain-containing protein. Gene Ontology annotation, molecular function: actin filament binding. The transcript has 2 exons. Bases 1 to 1020 code for a protein of 339 amino acids. Lineage: Eukaryota; Evosea; Eumycetozoa; Acytosteliales; Acytosteliaceae. Gene Ontology annotation, biological process: Arp2/3 complex-mediated actin nucleation. The record is from RefSeq and is a predicted model, not a curated record. Gene Ontology annotation, cellular component: Arp2/3 protein complex; actin cytoskeleton.